Messenger RNA from Drosophila hydei, 1436 nucleotides. RefSeq names its product probable asparagine--tRNA ligase, mitochondrial (gene AsnRS-m). NCBI's taxonomy places the organism in Eukaryota, Metazoa, Arthropoda, Insecta, Diptera, Drosophilidae. Gene Ontology annotation, molecular function: kinase activity; asparagine-tRNA ligase activity; nucleic acid binding. Bases 35 to 1417 code for a protein of 460 amino acids. The record is from RefSeq and is a predicted model, not a curated record. The transcript has 4 exons. Gene Ontology annotation, biological process: phosphorylation; asparaginyl-tRNA aminoacylation. Gene Ontology annotation, cellular component: mitochondrion.
ACAGCUGUUUGGUUGAUAAAGAAAUGUGGGCGCAAUGUUUUUAAUUAGAAGAUAUUAUAGCAGCGUUCAACGCAUUGCCCAAAUAGCUGGUUGCAACAAACCAGGAGAUACGCUGGAAGUACAGGGCUGGGUAAAGAAUGUGCGACGUUUGAAGAACAAUAUAUUUCUGGAUAUCAACGAUGGCUCGACGAGCGAAAAAUUUCAAUUGGUUGUUCCACGGAAUUUGGAUACGCAGCAGCUAACAUCCGGCGACGUAGUCAGAGCCGUGGGUCGUGUGCAAUUGGCGCCCAAUGGGCAUUACGAAUUGCAUGCUGAGGACGUCCAAUCAAUAGCUGAGGGUCAUCUGCAGGAGGGCUAUCCCUUUUCACCAAAACAGCAGCAUGCACCGGAAUAUGUGCGAGAGCAUCUGCAUUUGCGCGCCCGCAUCGACUAUAUUGCCGCCCAGAUGAGAGUCAGGCACAAGGCACAGAAAGCCAUACACGAUUACAUGGACGAGCUGAAUUUUGUGCAGAUAAACACGCCCAUACUAACAACUAAUGAUUGCGAAGGAGCUGGCGAAGUCUUUCGCGUUCAACCCGAUUCGGAAAAGCUUCUUAAACAGAUGUCGCGGCCAAAUGUGCCCGUGGAGCAGAGUUAUUUCGAUCAGAAGGUCUUUUUGAGCGUCUCCGGUCAACUGCAUCUGGAGGCAAUGUCUUAUGGCUUGGGCAACACUUACACGUUUGCGCCCGCUUUUCGUGCGGAAAAUUCCAAGUCGCCGCUGCAUUUAGCCGAGUUCUAUAUGUUCGAGGCGGAGAUGGUGUAUAUGAAUGAGUUAGAUACGCUGGCGACAUUCAUGGAGUGCAUGCUGAAGGAGAUUACCAAGCGGCUACUCAAUAACUGCGCGUCCGAUUUGCAUUUUUGUCAACGUAGCGCCAAAGCCAGCUCUGACUUGGCGUGGCUGCAGGCGCCUUGGAAACUAAUUAGCUAUGAUGAAGCCUUGGCGAUAGUUGUGGCUAAUAGAGAUAAAUUUAAGACCACUGUUAGCGCGGAUGACGGUUUCAGCAAAGAGCAAGAGCUAUUUCUGGUUGCACACUGCGGAGCACCUGUCUUUGUUCUGAACUGGCCUACUCAACAAAAACCCUUCUAUAUGAGGGUCUCACGCAGCGAUCCGCAGCGCGUUCAUGCUCUGGAUUUGCUGAUGCCUUCGGUUGGCGAGUUGUGCGGCGGCAGCUUACGUGAAUCUGAUGCUGAGCUACUGAGUAAACAUCCGCAAUUACCUAAGGACCUUGGCUGGUAUGUGGACCUGCGCAAAUAUGGUGGCUUGCCGACUGGAGGAUUUGGCAUGGGAUUUGAGCGAUAUCUGCAACUGGUCACGGGAGUUAAAAACAUAAGGGAUGUUAUACCCUACCCACGCUAUCCACACAACUGCAGAAUGUAGGCCAAGGAAUUUAGUUUUA